Molecule: messenger RNA, 2553 nt
Organism: Coccinella septempunctata (seven-spotted ladybird)
Lineage: Eukaryota; Metazoa; Arthropoda; Insecta; Coleoptera; Coccinellidae
Product: putative dipeptidase CPSG_01350
Exons: 11
Coding region: 111-2396 (761 amino acids)
Biological process (GO): proteolysis
Molecular function (GO): metallodipeptidase activity
Source: RefSeq, a predicted model, not a curated record
UUAUUCAUAGCACUGUUUUAACUUUGUGUGAUUCGUGAGUUUAGUGAAGUUUGAAAAUUGUUGUAAAUAUGGAAAACUUUCUAUUUAUGGUGUGAAAAAACUUCUUGACGAUGAAAGCCUCAAAAUACACCCAGGCCAACAGCCCCAUCGACAACGAAUACCGAGACUACCAGAACAUAGAGGUAACGAGAUUCUCCGGCGAGGAACGGAACAAAAACAUCGUCAACUAUCCGAGGGAUGAAAUAGCAACCGAAGAUACGACGACGCACUGUCACAACGCGAACACCAGCUCCGAAUUCCUGCUGAAGAGCAAUUAUGACCCCUUCAAGACGCCAGAAAACGAACGUUCUCGCUUCGAGGGCAACGCCAACGCGGGCCCCGUCGAAGACCUGGAAAUGAUGUGCAAUUGUGCCAUUAAAGACGUUGUGUUUCCGCUGAAAAACAGGUUCCGGGACUCGAACAGCGAGCAGAACUUGGUGUUGAACAGGUCGUUCACCUCAAUCCCGAAGCUGGAGAGCGCAAAUCUGAGCCAAUACAGCCUGGAUCGGCGGACAGGUAAAUUCCACGGUAACCGGAAGCAUAUGUAUGGUAAUGAGCGCGAGUAUGGGCAGAAACUUCCGCAGAGAUUCCACGACAGGAAUGUCAUGACGAUGAAGAGGAUACAGUCGCCGGAGAUCAUAAACAUACACAGAGGGCCGAAUAGUUCUAUAAUUUAUGACGGUUAUGAAAGUGAACAUUGCUCGAUGAAGUCGUGUGGUCGAGAAAAAGAUGGCGGGUGUGAUGAUUAUGGUUUCCAGAGGCAGAGGAGCUUCAGGGUGCCUUCGAGGUCCGAUGUCAAUCACACCGGCACCGUCGGUCAUCCGAGACGGCCUCCUGGGGACGGCAUGGUCCAAGAAAUGGAGGACCCGGAGCAUCUCUUCGGACUGACGGACCAGCUAGCCGAAUGCCAUUGUCCGUACGAACGAAUGCUGUACACGCCCGGAUUCACGACGUGCUUACAGGACGAACAUGCAUUUCCACCGGCCCCGGACGUGACGAGGCGAAUGGCGACUCCCACAUCGUUCGGGAAACUGGAACCCGGAGCCUCGCCGCCCUACUAUAGGGCCAAUUCAGCCACCAGCUCGACCUCCAAUUCCGCAAAAAUUGAGAUGUCGACCCGCCACUGGUACAUCAUAAUCAUAGUUCUACUAUUCGCAGCGGCGGCUGGUGUUGGUGUGCCCAUAGCCUUAAAAAUAAGCUCAAGUGCCUCAUACGAUGAGCGUCUGGAGUUCGCGACCAGACUUUUACAGGAAGUGCCUCUGAUAGACGGUCAUAAUGACCUUCCCUGGAAUAUUCGUAAGUUCCUGCACAACAAACUGAAAAAUUUCAAGUUCAAUGAGGAUCUUCGACAUGUCUCGCCUUGGUCGACGAGCUCUUGGAGUCACACAGAUCUACUCAGAUUGGAGCAGGGCAGAGUUGCAGCUCAGUUUUGGGCGGCAUACGUUCCUUGCGACGCCCAGUACAAAGACGCCGUACAACUGACUCUCGAACAAAUCGACGUCAUCAGGCGAUUAACGGAGCUCUACCAUCCCAGAUUGGCCCUUUGUACUUCGUCAGAAGAAAUUAUGAGAGCGCACAAAGACCAAAAGCUCUGUUCCUUAAUAGGGGUUGAAGGUGGACACUCUCUUGCUGGUAGUUUGGGAGUGCUCAGAUCUCUUUAUCAUAUAGGAGUACGAUAUUUGACACUCACGUCAACCUGCAAUACUCCUUGGGCAGACUGUUCCCUCGCCGACAUGCCAGGGAGGAAGCCGGAACACGGGGGCUUAACGGCCUUCGGGAAGACGAUAAUCAAAGAAAUGAACCGGCUGGGGAUGAUAGUCGACCUGUCACACGUGUCCGUGGGCACCAUGAGAGAUGCUCUAGACGUUUCGAAAGCUCCUGUCAUCUUCAGUCACUCCUCUGCGUACUCACUCUGCAAUGCUUCGAGAAACGUGAACGAUGAGACAUUGAAGAGAAUCGCUUUGAACCGGGGGAUUGUGAUGGUCAAUUUUUACUCCCGUUUUUUGACAUGUAGUGAUACGUCAACUGUGGCAGACGCCGUUGCCCACAUAAAUCAUAUAAGAGAGGUUGCUGGGGUGGACAACGUAGGACUGGGGGCAGGAUACGACGGGAUUAACUACGUUCCGCAAGGACUAGAAGACGUAUCCAGUUACCCUAAUCUCUUCGCCGAGCUCAUUGGUACGGGAAAGUGGAAUGUGGAAGACUUGAAAAAACUAGCCGGAUUGAAUUUCAUUCGCGUAUUUAGGGAAGUGGAAAAAGUUAGGGACGAAUUCAAAAAAGCAAAUGUUCCUCCUUAUGAAGAUGUCAUGAUGCCUAGACCCAAAGACAACAAUUGCACUUCACAAGAACACUUUUGAUUUGUAUAUUCCCUAAUAGUGAUUCUCGUGUAUUUAUACCAUGUUUAAGAUGUUUAAAUAAUGGUGAUUGUUAGGUGUUUUUUAUAUAUGUAAGUUAAGUAAAUAUUACGUUAAAACCAGAUGGUGAAAUACAAUUUCUAUUGCAAUGUCUCAAAUU